Messenger RNA from Folsomia candida, 2205 nucleotides. Its product is annotated as bromodomain-containing protein DDB_G0270170. The record is from RefSeq and is a predicted model, not a curated record. NCBI's taxonomy places the organism in Eukaryota, Metazoa, Arthropoda, Collembola, Entomobryomorpha, Isotomidae. The coding region runs from base 1 to 2205 and encodes 734 amino acids. The transcript has 2 exons.
AUGACGGUUCUAGCAGCAAAAUUGACACUUUUCCUAUUUCCGUCCCUCCUCGUCCACGCUUUUCACCAUCAAGACGAGACUGCCAACAUUUUGAAACGAGGGGAUCACGAUGACAUCAAAAACGGUGACAAUAAUCAAAUCCUCAAAACUCCACACGAGGGGAGAACAAUUGAACUCUACUUGAACCCAUACGACCCCAUUACACGAGUCGCUGCCAAAGUUUGGCAACACGUUUUCGCCACGAAGAACAAGCUACAUAAAUUCCUACCUAAAAAGACGCCAACAACGACGCCGGGGGCAGUGACAAUGACAACAGAGGCGGAUUGUUUGACAACAGAGGCGACUAGCACGGAGAAACCUGCCCCCAUUAUUUCUGCUGAGAGCGUGACUUCCACAUCGCCAGAACCACCCCUCGUCACAAGCACGACGACGACAGCAGCUACGACGGUGACGACGACUUCUUCGCAUCCGGUGACGGAAGGACCGACCACCACACUGCCACCGGGCCAACAUACUGAAGGACAACAUAAUGUCAGCUCUGCCGUAACAGUGGAGAUGUCAAGUCCGACUCCGACAGUGGUCACCCCCACGACAAGCAAGGUGACAACAACUCCGGUGGACGAUGUGACUACAACGAUGAAAGCAGAGGUGUUAGUAACUCAGACACCAUCGAGUACUUAUCCGCCAACGAUGCAAGCAGGGGAAAAGAAUGAGACUACGCCGCACAAUUUAAGUCAGGCAGAAACUACGACGCCGAAGGAUGUUGUAUUGACAACGACGACGACGGCGACGAUAACAACAACGCCAUCAGGAGGAGAUGAGCAUAAUGGGACAACUACUCAACAUCCUCAAGAUGCUGUGACGCAGCAGCAGAAUAAUGUUACCGCUAUUAUUGACCAUACAACUCCUCCUCCUCCUCAAAAUGGGAAUGGAGGUCAGAAUGGCGUAACGAUGAAUCCGAUUCCUGGACAAGUUCCCCAACAACCGGAUCUUGCCCAUCCUCUUCCGGGACACGAGAACUUUCCCCCGCAGCAUAAUUUCCCACCACAAGGACAAUUACCUGGUGAUCAUCAGCAACCCCCACAACAAGGGCAACCCCCUCAGCAGGGGCAACCCCCUCAGCAGGGGCAACCCCCACAACAAGGGCAACCCCCUCAGCAGGGGCAACCCCCACAACAAGGGCAACCCCCUCAGCAGGGGCAACCCCCACAACAAGGGCAGCCCCCACAACAAGGGCAACCCCCACAACAAGGGCAACCCCCACAACAAGGGCAACCCCCACAACAAGGGCAACCCCCACAACAAGGGCAACCCCCACAACAAGGGCAGCAACCUCAACAAAAUCAAGGACAAUUUCCAGGACAGCAGGUACCUCCUAAUCAACAAUCUCCACAACCAGGACAAUUUCCAGGACAGCAAAGGCCUCAUCAUCCUGGUGGUCAGACCCAAUUUCCUGGUCAACAGCAACCUCCUAAUCAACCGAAUGGACAACCAGGACAAUUUCCACCAAAUGGGCAGCAACAACAACCACCUCUACAACCUGGUCAAUUUCCGGGACAGCAGCAAGGUCCACCUCAACAAAAUCCGCAACAAGGUCAAUUUCCAGGACAGCAAGGGCCUCCUCAUCCAGGUGGCCAACCUCCCUUUCCUGGUCAAUACCCUGUUGGUGCUUAUCCUCCUCAAGGACAAAAUCCUCCCUUCCCUGGGCAAUACCCAGGAAUGUAUCCAUCCAACCAAGGACAGUUUCCACCCCAAGGACCACCAUUCCCACCACCUCAACAAGGACAAUAUCCUCCCGGAGGACCUCCUCUUGGGCCGGGAGACUAUCCACCCCAACAACACCAACCGCCAUUCAACAAACCUCCCAAGAAUCCUUUCGCACCAGAGCAUCCAAACAGACCUCAACAAAUUAACAAUCGUGACCACGAAGAAGCCGAAGCAGUUGGAGCGUCUUCGUCUUCAGCUAAAAACAGCACAAACCUUGAGGAUGACAUGGAACCCACUUCUUCGCUUCUUCAAAACGAUCAACCUCUUCAAAAUUUUACAGAAUCUGAAAAACUGCCAGUUUUGCGAAACGAGGAAAAGAGGAAGCUUUCAACCAUGCACAGACUAUACGCCCCUCAUCCAUUGCGCCUGACCCACCCAAUUCACCUUCGAUUCUUCCUCUUAUCCAAAGAUCAGUCGAGAUGUGUGGUUAUAUGCUAA